AUGGAAAUCAUCGGCCCAAUCAACCUGAUCUAUAACCUCUCACAAGCAUCCCCCAGCUUCACUGAGCUCCCUAUUCAGAACCAGCUCGUUGCCGCUUUAUACUGUACACAUUAUUUAAAUCGUGCAAUCAUAUCGCCCUUCUUUUCGGCCCCAAGCAUGUCCCCAAUUCACUUCUUUAUCAUGGCGAGCGCCAUGACCUUCAACUGGUUCAAUUCCUCGUGCAUAUCAGGCUGGCUGCGCGGAUUUGAAAGUCCAAUCAUUGGAUAUGAGACUAACGGCGCCCAAGCGCUGGAUCCAUACUCAUUCAGUUUUCUACUUGUUCAGAUCUUGCCCUUCUUCGGAACUAUUCUUUUCUCUCUUGGUAUGGCAGGCAACAUUUACUCUGAGACUACUCUCUUCCGGCUUCGAAGAGAAUCGGCCGAGCAAAGCGCCUCCAAGAAAUCCGAUGAGAAUUCUAUUUCAAUCACUGACUCAGACAAGAACACUGGCAACAAGUUCCAUAAGGUCUACGUCAUCCCUCCUGCUGAGGGCGUUUUCCAAAGAAUCUUGUACCCGCACUAUGUCUUCGAAUGGCUUGAAUGGGUUGGAUUUGCUCUUGCUGGCACGGCUGUUUUCCCUCUCCCUACAGCUGGGAAGAGUACGCCACCGCCUCUUCAUCCAGCGCCAUGGAUUACCCCUGCGGCUUGGAUAGCGCAUGCUUUGGGCAUUCCUCUCCCCCUUCCUGCUGUGCUGUUUGUGAUUAAUGCUGUUACGAAUAUGUUGCCUCAUGCCCGAUGGGGGAGGAAGUGGUACGCUGAGAAGUUUGGGGAGAAAGUUGUUGCUGGGCGGGGGGCUGUGGUGCCUGGGUGCGCUUUGAUGUGA
Messenger RNA from Penicillium angulare, 861 nucleotides. RefSeq names its product 3-oxo-5-alpha-steroid 4-dehydrogenase family protein. The record is from RefSeq and is a predicted model, not a curated record. The transcript has a single exon. Gene Ontology annotation, biological process: lipid metabolic process. Gene Ontology annotation, molecular function: oxidoreductase activity, acting on the CH-CH group of donors. NCBI's taxonomy places the organism in Eukaryota, Fungi, Ascomycota, Eurotiomycetes, Eurotiales, Aspergillaceae. The coding region runs from base 1 to 861 and encodes 286 amino acids.